AUUACAGGAACCUAUGCAAACAGCAAUGAAGUGCUCACUGCGCAGCUGCUGAAGUAACGUUAGUUGUGCUAGUGUUCAAGUGAGAAGUUACGAAGAGGCGGUAAUUUGAAACAACACAGACGUUUUAUUUGCCAAUAUCUGGCAGAUCGAGGAUAUCACAUUCAAGAACGACAGGUCUGGAAUCACAUAUGUAAUGAAUCCCUGGGACCCCAUUACUUAUACAGUGACACCUGCCGCUAAGAUUUUAGCCAGAUGUGUAACAUCAGGCACCAUGACACAGGAGGAGCUUGAUGCUCUCCCACAGGAUUCAGAAGUAUUUUCCUCGUAUUUACUUGAAGCUGAGCAGCUCAGCAGAAUUAGACAUGAUCUUGAUCAGACUAGUUUAGAUUUAGAACUGCUGAAGCUGGAAAGAGACGGUGCAGACGUCACUCACAGUCAUUACCUCAGUCAAAGGUUUGCUUCCUUGCAACAGUUCACUUCCCAUCUUCAGGAAGUAUUGCGAGAUCAGACAAUCCUGCUAGAGAGACUCACAAAGCCACUGUGUCAGCAGAACCUGCCCAUUCAGGCUGAUCUUCACAGAUAUGUGGUAGAGCUCAUGGGGAUGGUGGUGGAGUUCAUUCAGAACCUGGAAAUGAAAAUUGAGAUUGUUCGAGCAAUUCCAAACACUGGUAGUUAUCUGAGUAAUCUGAACAAUGGCAGAACUCAACUGCUGGCUCAAGUCACUGAGGUUGAGAACCUGUACAAGCAAGUUCUUAAGCGACGAGGACAUUCACAGGAAUGAAAAUGACUUUAUACAUCGAAAUAUAAGCUAUCAUAUUUUGUUUAAUGUUGUUCUAUUCUGUGUACCUAGUGGUUGUUGACAAGGAACUUUGAUACAUUAGAGAAAACUGAUUUAUGGAUUAUAUUCUGCAGCAGUAUAUAUACAUUUUCAGGCAUGUUUAAUUUUUGUGAGUUUUUCUUUUGUAAUAAUUAUAGUAAAUAAAUGUUUCGGCGCUAGGAACCAGCA
Pimephales promelas (fathead minnow) is the source of this 1006-nucleotide messenger RNA. It is a transcript of the gene haus2, whose product is annotated as HAUS augmin like complex subunit 2. NCBI's taxonomy places the organism in Eukaryota, Metazoa, Chordata, Actinopteri, Cypriniformes, Leuciscidae. Gene Ontology annotation, cellular component: HAUS complex; mitotic spindle microtubule; centrosome. The record is from RefSeq and is a predicted model, not a curated record. Gene Ontology annotation, biological process: microtubule nucleation; centrosome cycle; spindle assembly.